GCGAAGCAGAAGAAGGGACUUGCAAUUUGUGUGCAGGAGGGGAAGAGAACAAGUCAAGGGCCUCUGGAUUAGCAGACUGAGGAAAGGAAAAAAGGUCUAUUCCUACUUCUUCCGCAAACAUAAUUUCAGGGGUGACAACAUCUCUCUCUGGACUAAGCUAUAGUGACUCCAAAAGCCCCUCUGGACUGUGGGAUAUAGUUAUUUUGUCUUGCUCGCAUUGUGGAGAAAUUCUCCAUCCUGAGCUUCAGCAAUGAAUUUCCUCCGAAGGCGCCUCUCGGAUAGUAGCUUUGUGGCCAACUUGCCCAACGGCUAUAUGAUGGAUCUGCAGCGUCCUGAUAACUCCACUAGCUCUCCAGGUUCUCCAGCAACUGAGAGGAAGCAACAGCAGCAGCCAUCUCAGCCAUCACCCUCUUCUUCUUCUGGAACCAGUAUCUUCAGUUCCAUCUCCAGUGCCAUGAAGCAGACCACACAAGCAGCUGCAGGACUGAUGGAGCACUCGGCAAGCCCUGCUCCUGUAGCUCAGAAACCCAAGAUCCUUUUGGUGAUUGAUGAUGCUCACACGGAUUGGGCCAAGUAUUUCCAGGGGAAGAAGGUGAAUGGGGAAUUUGAGAUCCGAGUGGAACAGGCUGAGUUUUCAGAGCUGAACCUGGCUGCUUACGUUACUGGUGGCUGCAUGGUGGACAUGCAGGUCAUGAGGAAUGGCACCAAGGUAGUAAGGUCCUUUAAGCCUGACUUUGUUCUGAUUCGACAACAUGCCUACAGCAUGGCACUGGGAGAGGACUUUCGCAGCCUCAUCAUCGGCCUGCAGUAUGGCGGAGUCCAUAGUGUCAACUCCCUUUACUCCAUCUAUAACUUCUGCAGCAAGCCCUGGGUGUUCUCUCAGCUAAUUAAAAUCUUCAGCUCGCUGGGUCCUGAGAAGUUCCCCCUUGUGGAGCAAACAUUCUUCCCAAGCCAUAAGCAGAUGGAUGAAAAGGGACACAGAUUGCUUUCAGUUGCCCUGGCUGGUCAUCCUCUCCUGACUCUCACAACCCCAAAUUUCCCUGUCGUGGUCAAGCUGGGACAUGCUCAUGCUGGAAUGGGGAAGGUAAAAGUCGAGAACCAGUAUGACUUCCAGGACAUGGCCAGCAUGGUUGCCAUGGCAAAAACCUACGCCACCACCGAGGCGUUCAUCGACUCCAAGUACGACAUCCGAAUCCAGAAAAUCGGCAGCAAUUACAAAGCUUACAUGAGGACAUCCAUCUCUGGGAACUGGAAGGCAAAUACAGGUUCUGCCAUGCUGGAGCAGAUCGCAAUGACAGAGAGGUACAGACUCUGGGCAGACUCCUGCGCCGAGAUGUUUGGAGGCCUCGAUAUUUGUGCUGUCAAAGCUGUCCACAGCAAAGACGGGAAGGACUAUAUCAUUGAGGUGAUGGAUAGCUCAAUGCCCCUGAUAGGGGAGCACGUGGAGGAGGACACACAACUCGUAGCUGAUCUGGUUGUCUCCAAAAUGACUCAGCUUCUUGUGACUGCAGGAUCUAUCCCCUCACCUCCAAGGCCUUGGCCACAACAAGUCCAGCCUCAGCCAAUGAAAUCACAGAUGCAGCCUCAGCCUGGACCCCAGCUUGGACAACCGUCCCAACCACGGCCACCUCCUCAAGGGGGUCCACGCCAACCUCAGGGAUCUCAGCCUCCGCGGACUGGAGCACCUCCACAACAACGGCUCUCUCCUCAGGGCCAGCAGCCCCCGAGUCCCCAGUCUAGCUCACCUCAGCAGCAGAGGUCUCCUGGAUCCCCCCAGCUAACACGAUCUUCCACUGGGACCUCCCCAGUCCAGGCCUCCAAGCCGGGCAUCUUCCCGCCACAGCAGCCUAGACCCCCUGCCCAAGGACGGGCUCCUGCUCAACAAGGCCUUGGUGAAACACCCAAGCAGCAGGCCUCCCCACAUCCACACCUGAACAAAUCCCAGUCCCUGACGAACACCUUCAGCAUAUCUGAAUCAUCACAACGGGGAAAUGCCAACGAAGAUGAGGCAAAAGCUGAAACCAUUCGCAACCUGAGGAAGUCUUUUGCUAGCCUGUUUUCUGAUUAACAUCCCUGCAAUUGGAGCAGUGCUUUUGUUAGUGCACUCUUCAUAUCAACCUACCCGAUGUUAUCAUGGAAUUUACUCACUGGUACCUACUCAUGCAAAAUCUGGGACCAUAAUCCUUCAAGCAAUCUUUUCUAAAUGGGUUUUGGCCAGGAAUAAUUUGGCCCUAGAAGUUUUAAUUUUAAGGGUUAUUCCAACAUGGGCCAGAAAAGUGAUUAUGUAAAAAUGGCAGUUGGUAAAUCUGCUGUGUGUGCAUAGUCAGUCAGAUCUGCUGACUUGAGUGACUUGAAAUAAUUUCAAAGUACUUUUCACUCCUAUUACCCCUUUCUGAGACAACACAGCUUUUGGAGAGCAAAUUAGAUUCUAUUUUGGCUUGCAUAUUAUCAAUGGAAUGAAUAACUACGGUCCCAUUACAGACUCUUUAUUCUCAUUGCGGCUGACCCAAAAGGAACAGAGUUUGAUUUCUGAUGCAAAUGAACAGAGACAGAAAUUAGAAUAAACAUCUGUUUACUUGUAAAGUGAGCAUGUUUGAUCUGGAAAUCAUGGAGACACAAUGAAUUUGGAACCUCAUAAUGCUGGCUUUACAGAGUCACUUUUCUGAGCAGAAACACAUUUCAAGUAAAACUUGGUAUCAGCUGUUAGUAAGUCCCAGAGAUCAUUGGAGCAGGGUAUAUAUUGGAUUUCUGCUCUGCUCAGGGCCAUCUUACCAGUAGCAAUGUAAAUGUCGCUGUUUCACACCUUGAGGCUAUGUUUCCUAUGUGUUACUUGAUUUCUGGGAGAAAGGUGUCAUGUUAUAACC
Gopherus flavomarginatus (Mexican gopher tortoise) is the source of this 2864-nucleotide messenger RNA. It is a transcript of the gene SYN3, whose product is annotated as synapsin III. Lineage: Eukaryota; Metazoa; Chordata; Testudines; Testudinidae. Gene Ontology annotation, cellular component: synaptic vesicle membrane; synaptic vesicle. The record is from RefSeq and is a predicted model, not a curated record. Gene Ontology annotation, molecular function: ATP binding. Gene Ontology annotation, biological process: neurotransmitter secretion. Bases 251 to 2068 code for a protein of 605 amino acids. The transcript is spliced from 15 exons.